AUGGAAACUGUUUCGGAUCCUCCAACUUUCGAGCAAUUAGUUAACUUACAGGCAAAUCGGGCCCAAUCCCUUAAAUCGACGCUUCUGAAUUUUAAAAAGGAUUCACAAUCGAGGAAAACGAGAAUUUAUUUAAAGAAGCGGUUGCAACAAGUGGAAGAGCUAAGGAGCGCGUUCCAGGAGACUGAUGCCGUGAUCGUGAAUCUAGAAGGGUUUGCGGAAUCGAGCUAUGCCGUGAAAAAUUUCCAGUCGGAGUUCGAGGAGCGUUAUAUGGACGCCUAUUGUGCCAUCGCAGAGGAUUUGGAUAGACUUGAAGCCGAGACUCCUAAGCUGCAGCCACUGCCAAGUGGAGCCGCUGAUCCGGAGGUGCGACUGAACAUGCCACAGAUGUCAGUUCCCAAGUUUUCCGGUGCGUGUGUGGACUGGCCAGGCUACUAUGACGCUUUCACGAGCCUCAUACAUAACAACAAUAAUUUGAGUAACGUACAGCGGUUACAUUUUCUGAAGGAAUCGUUGCCGGUAGGGCGCGAUAAUGACAUCCGUCAAAUGCAGCUCACGGAGACGAACUACGCCGUGGCAUGGGGAAUGAUGAUUAAAAGGUACAACAAUCCUCGUCUAGUGUUUUCCCACCACAUGAACGCGAUAUACGCGUUGCCCAGGCUACAAAAGGAUAAUACGGAUUCCAUACGGUCGAUGCUGAGCACGGUCAAUGUUUGCCUGGCUGCAUUCCGCCGCGUCCAAGCCUUGGACGGGGAACGGCAGCACUGGUUGGCGCAUUACAUAGCAGCGAAGUUGCCCAAGGAGACCCACAACGCUUGGGAGCACCACCAAGGGAGCGGUGCCACCGUUCCCACUUAUAAGGAUUUAGAAUCGUUUUUGAAUGAUCGGCUGGUCAUAAUGGAUGCGAUCGAGAACCGAAGCUCGUCGUACGACUCCAAUAAUGGCCCAGGAUCUGCCGACCCAGGCAAGAGAGUGCGAGUGCAUAAUGCACAGGAGCACUCAAGGCGCCCGAAUAGCCUCUGUUAUCACUGUAGCGGUGACCAUAUCCUGCGUCGUUGUGCCGCCUUUCUGGCCUUGGACUGCUAUAAGAGGAAGGACAUAGUCACCAGGGCGAAAUUAUGUAUUAAUUGUCUGAGUAAAGCACAUGCGCUUUCCCGCUGUACUAGCAAUAAGAGCUGCCAAAUUUGUGGCCAGCGCCAUCAUACGCUGUUGCAUUUCCCAGCAUUGGCUCAGGACCGAUCGUCAAGCCACACACCGCUGCAUCCAGUUCGGUCUGCCGCGACGCAUCCUGAUGCAGCUGGGGAGACCGUACCUCAGCAGGGCCUACAGUCAACGUCGGGCCAGAAUCCGGACGCAUCUUACAGAUGCUAUUCAGCAACUUCGGCGAAUGGAUCCUCCCGAAAUGUGCUCCUCGCCACUGCUCGUAUUGCCGUACGAAACCCGGUCAACGGGCUACGAGCGGUCAUAAAUGCUCUCAUCGAUCAAGGAUCUGAGGCAACCAUAGUUUCGGAGCACGUCGUACAGUCCCUGCAUCUGAGACGCCUUAGCUUCACGCCGCAGCGUUGGAAUCAUAUUCGAGGGCUCCCUCUGGCGGAUCCGAGCUACGCCCGGUCGAAGAGAGUCGAUCUCAUCUUAGGAGCGGACAUGUUGGCGCAAAUCAUGCUGCCAGACACCAGGAUUGGAUUGCCCGGCGACGCUUCGGAUGGAUUCUAUCGGGACGUGCCGAAGGAGUAA
Molecule: messenger RNA, 1731 nt
Organism: Drosophila kikkawai
Lineage: Eukaryota; Metazoa; Arthropoda; Insecta; Diptera; Drosophilidae
Source: RefSeq, a predicted model, not a curated record